AUGACUUCAACCAACAAAUAUUUAAAUAAUAAUAAUAAUAAUUUUCAAAUGACACUUCCUCAAAAUUCAAAUAACAAUAUUAAUAAUAAUAUAAUAACAUUAAAUCAUUUUAUUUUUAAAGAUUUAUCAUUAUUUUUAGCAAAUAAAUCCACAUUUAAUGAAAUUUUAGAAUAUGCAUUAUUAUCAAAAAAAUCAUUUGAAAUUUUUAGAAAUAUAUUAUCAUAUAAUGGUAAUAUUUGUAGUAUAGUAUUUCCAUUUUCUUCAUUAAAAGAUUAUGCAUUUAAUAAUUUUUACGAUUUACGGAAAAAUAAUCCAAGUACAUACAAAUUUAAAUUAAUACAAAAUAAAGAAACUCAAUAUCUUUCAUUAUCAAUUACAAAUAAACAACAACAAAAAAAGCAAAUGAAUAAAAUAAAAUCAUAUUUAAAAUUAGUUUUUCCAAAUUUAAAAAAAGUCAAUAUAGCCAAUAAAGUUAAAACCCAUUUCCAUUUGAAUAAAUUUGAUAACGAUGAUGAUGAUGAUGAUGUUGUUGGUGGAGGUGCAUUGUAUCAAGAAAAUGAAUUUGAAUUUUUCGAUGAUACAUAUAAUGGUUUUUUUUCGUAUGAAAGAGUUUCUAUAGAUUGGGAUAUUUAUAGACUACCAUAUUCAAAUAACAAUGAAAUUAAGGAAGCCGUAUCAGACCUUCGUGGAAAUAUGUUUUAUCCAUUUAGUUUUCAAGGAGUUGAAAAGUUAAGACCUAGAAAAGUCUAUUUAAGUUCCUAUCCAAAACAUUGUAUUCACUUAUACAAUGUUGAUUCAAUUUUAAAUUAUUCAACUAUCAGAUCAAUUAAAUUUCAAAAUACACCAUCAACACCAUCAUUCAUAAAGAAGGCUUUAUCUUUACCAAAUGUUAAAUCAUUAUCAUUGAAAUUAAUGAGUCAAGAUGGAAAUGAUCUUCAAGAAAUUGAUGGUGAUUUCGUUUAUAAUGUUUUCAAAGAUGCCGCUUUAGAUGAAAAUUCAACAUUAAGAAGACUACUAUUCAAAUCAAUUUAUCAAUCAUCUGAAAAAGGAAACCAUAAUGACCUGGAAAUAAAUAAAAGAAAUCUAAUGUUAUUUUUUACUUUAUUAAAAUCAAAUUGCACAUUAGAUACAUUGGGUUUAGAAUUUUUUAAUAUCAAAUAUUGUAAACAAUUAGACCCAUUAUUAGAAAUACCCAAUAUAACCACUUUAUAUAUUCAUCCUAAUAAUAUCAUACCAACAUUAGUACAUUGUUUAGAUAAUCAAAAUAUUCAACAAUUAAAAUUUCAAAUUGACGAUUUUGAUUUAGAUUUUGAUUCAGAUUUACAUAGUAAUGAAGUAUUGACAGGUUUCUUUAAAGUGAAUAACACUUUAAAUAAAAUUGUAGUUACAAAAUCAUCAUCAUCAUCAUCUGUUAAAUCAAAACAAUUUUUAAAACUAUUAAAAAAACUUAUAAAAAAUAGUAAAACAUCUUGUAAAUUAAUUAUUAAAAAAGUUGAUUUAAAAUAA
Dictyostelium discoideum AX4 is the source of this 1506-nucleotide messenger RNA. RefSeq lists its product as hypothetical. Bases 1 to 1506 code for a protein of 501 amino acids. The transcript has a single exon. The record is from RefSeq and is a predicted model, not a curated record. NCBI's taxonomy places the organism in Eukaryota, Evosea, Eumycetozoa, Dictyosteliales, Dictyosteliaceae.